Molecule: messenger RNA, 803 nt
Organism: Copidosoma floridanum
Lineage: Eukaryota; Metazoa; Arthropoda; Insecta; Hymenoptera; Encyrtidae
Gene: bchs
Product: WD repeat and FYVE domain containing 3 bchs
Molecular function (GO): metal ion binding; protein binding
Source: RefSeq, a predicted model, not a curated record
AUGUGGACAAUAGAGUAUGUUCAAGUGCCAGAUAAGAUCAACGAAAAAAUAAAAACUACCAUUAAUACUCCAAUGAAAGGUGAUAGAAAUAGUCAUAACAAGGAAGAAGUCACUGUAAAACCAGUUUGGGAAUACGAAGAACGAAUCGGCACAUCAAAGAAAGAAUUAGGAAUUUUAUCUAAAAGUGGAUCUGAAAGUAGUUUAUCAGAAUCUGAUAGCUUACAAAAAGUGACACAAAUAUGUCAUGAGGAAGAACAGUAUUCUAAUAAUAGUUCAACCCAUGAACCUAAACAAAAAUUUCAUUUUCAAAUUAAUUCAUCAAGUAUUGUUUUAAAACAUAAAAGCCGUGAGAAGUUACUCUUCACAAAAAAUCAUACACAAACUGACAGUGGGGAGAUGUGGACAAUAGAGUAUGUUCAAGUGCCAGAUAAGAUCAACGAAAAAAUAAAAACUACCAUUAAUACUCCAAUGAAAGGUGAUAGAAAUAGUCAUAACAAGGAAGAAGUCACUGUAAAACCAGUUUGGGAAUACGAAGAACGAAUCGGCACAUCAAAGAAAGAAUUAGGAAUUUUAUCUAAAAGUGGAUCUGAAAGUAGUUUAUCAGAAUCUGAUAGCUUACAAAAAGUGACACAAAUAUGUCAUGAGGAAGAACAGUAUUCUAAUAAUAGUUCAACCCAUGAACCUAAACAAAAAUUUCAUUUUCAAAUUAAUUCAUCAAGUAUUGUUUUAAAACAUAAAAGCCGUGAGAAGUUACUCUUCACAAAAAAUCAUACACAAACUGACAGUGGGGAGGUCCCAAUGAG